Messenger RNA from Ananas comosus (pineapple), 2102 nucleotides. RefSeq names its product CBL-interacting protein kinase 6-like. The transcript has a single exon. Gene Ontology annotation, biological process: signal transduction; protein phosphorylation. Bases 486 to 1865 code for a protein of 459 amino acids. Gene Ontology annotation, molecular function: protein kinase activity; ATP binding. The record is from RefSeq and is a predicted model, not a curated record. NCBI's taxonomy places the organism in Eukaryota, Viridiplantae, Streptophyta, Magnoliopsida, Poales, Bromeliaceae.
CAUGAGGAGGUCUCAUACACGGUCGCCUUUCGAAUCACUCGCGACUCUGUUUUGCACAACCCUAACUCCUCUUUCUCUCUCUGUCUUUUUUUCCUUUCCUGAGCCACUGUGGUCGUCGUCGUCUUCUUCUUAUUCUUCUUAUUCUCCUUGCUUCUGCGGUUAGGGUUUUCUCCAGGGAAUGCAUCAGGAUGAGGAGAUCGAGCCCUGAUCUCGCCGGGAAACGGAAGAAGCACGGCGGCCGCAGCUGCCACCGCAAGCACGUCGAAGACGGGUAGCUGAUUCGUCGUCUGUCAGCAUCGUCGUCGUCUUCUUCUUGUGCGUACGUACGUGCUCUUCUUAAUUUUCGUCGUCCAGUUCCCUGGUCUCCGAUCGAUCGAUCGAUCGAUCGGAAGCUAGGUCUAGGUCUAGGUCUAGGUCUAGGUCUAGCUCGCGAGAGGGGAGGGGAAGAGAGAAAGAGAGACGUCGUCGAACGCAGCUAGCGAGGCAUGGAGGAGGCGGGGGAUGUAGCGAAGGUGGGGGGCGGGGUGCUGGAAGGGCGGUACGAGGUGGGGCGCGUGCUGGGGCAGGGGAACUUCGCGAAGGUGCACCUGGCGCGGGACGUGCGCACGGGGCGGAGCGUGGCGAUGAAGGUGGUGGCGAAGGAGAAGGUGAUCCGCGCGGGGAUGAUGGAGCAGAUCAAGCGCGAGAUCGCGGUGAUGAAGAUGGUGAGCCACCCGAACAUCGUGGAGCUGCACGAGGUGAUGGCGACGCGCUCCCGCAUCUACCUGGCCAUGGAGCUGGUCCGCGGCGGCGAGCUCUUCGCCCGGAUCGCCCGCGCCGGCCGCCUCCGCGAGGACGCCGCGCGCGGCUACUUCCGGCAGCUGAUCUCCGCCGUCGACUUCUGCCACGGGCGCGGCGUCUACCACCGCGACCUCAAGCCCGAGAACCUGCUCCUCGACGACGCCGGCAACCUCAAGGUCGCCGACUUCGGCCUCAGCGCGCUCGCCGCCCACGUCCGCGGCGACGGCCUCCUGCACACCACCUGCGGCACCCCGGCCUACGUCGCCCCGGAGGUCAUCGGCAAGAAGGGCUACGACGGCGCCAAGGCCGACCUCUGGUCCUGCGGCGUCAUCCUCUUCGUCCUCCUCGCCGGCUUCCUCCCCUUCCACGACGACAACCUCGUCGCCAUGUACAAGAAGAUCCACCGCGGCGACUUCCGCUGCCCGCCCUGGUUCUCCUCCGACGCCCGCCGCCUCAUCACCCGCCUCCUCGACCCCAACCCCGCCACCCGCAUCACCGUCGCCAAGCUCGUCGAUUCGCCCUGGCUCAAGAAGUCGUCCUCGCCCUCCGUCCCGAUCCGACCGGCCGCCAAGGACGCUGCAGAAUUAUUCGACAAGAACAAGGACAAGGACAAGGACAAGGACCGGGAGAAGGAGAAGGAGAAGGAGAAGGAGGAGCCGGAGACGCUGAACGCGUUCCAUCUGAUAUCGCUGUCGGAGGGGUUCGACCUGUCGCGGCUGUUCGAGGAGGGGCGGGAGGAGGGCCGGGGCACGAUGCGGUUCGCCACGAGGGAGACGGCGAGCGGGGUCAUAUCGCGGCUGGAGGGGGUGGCGGCGCGGAUGGGCGGGACGGCGCGCGUGACGCGGAGCGGCGCCGCGGGGGUGCGCCUGGAGGGCGGGCAGGACAAGGGCCGCAAGGGAAGGCUCACCGUGGCCGCCGAGAUCUUCGCGGUGGCCCCGUCCGUGCUCGUCGUCGAGGUCAAGAAGGACGCCGGCGACGCCCUCGACUACCGCCACUUCUGCGCCGAGGAGCUCCAGCCCGCCCUCAGAGACAUUGUCUGGGGCUCCUCCGACUCCGCCGCCCCUCCAACCGCCGCGACCGUCUAGACCACUGUUUCAAGCAGCGGGCUGCCCGUUGGUUGUGCAUUAUUCAGGUUUCUCUUUUAAUUGCGUUUGUUGCACCAUUAUUGCUCUCAAUCUUUGUCCGUUGUUUUAUCCAUUCUCCUUAAUUCUUGUAAUUGAGUACGUACUUUCUAUUUUCCGAGCAAAAAUUUGGCUUAUCGUAAUAACAAGAAUUGUUCGCCGGAUCAGUAUGAAAUAUAUAUCUUGGAUGUAUCAUGUAUA